Closterium sp. Yama58-4 is the source of this 678-nucleotide messenger RNA. NCBI's taxonomy places the organism in Eukaryota, Viridiplantae, Streptophyta, Zygnematophyceae, Desmidiales, Closteriaceae. The record is from the annotation of a GenBank genome assembly.
AUGAGUCCGAUUCGUUGCCAUGCCCUCGAGCCCAACAUUCCCAGCAAAAGCGUCAGCGUGGUCGGCGUGAUAAGCAGCUGUUGGUCCACCCUAACCCCAAACAACCUCCUUCCAGGAGACAUCAUUCUCGCGCUUCACCCUGUCUCAGCCUCUCCUUGCCCGGAAGACGCAGCAGCACACGCGGUGAUCAGUCGGAUUGAUCUGAGUCGGAUCCGUCAAGUGCGGAGUCUGCGGCGUCUGGUUGAGAUGGUUGCUGUGGGAUGUGCCAUCGGAGCGUUUCGCGGAUGCACGGCGACUCUCACGGUGCUUCGAGGGACCAGCAAAUUCAUUAUAGCAGUGGAGAUUUCGCCAUCAGCUUUGGCAACUGAAUGCUAUAGCGGAUGCGACUUUGGGGCUAUUCAAGGGUCAACUGGAUACUGUUGCGGAGCUGACGGCUCUUUCACUGGCUGCUUUAGCAUCGAAUGGGGGCUGGAGUCUAAAGUAGCGUCCGUCGGGAAGGAGAACAGCGCUCCUCCGUUCAGCAGUGCGGAUGCGUUCGAGGAGCCGAGAGUUGAAAGCGAUAAAGACGAGCCGCUGUACAGGCCGCUGCUGGUGGAUUUCAGCCGCGGCUGGCGGCAGAGGAGGGUCGGUGACAUGGCAGCUGGUGGAUCUGUUUGUCAGGAUGCUGCUGCAGGAUAA